ACGGAAAGAGGGAGGGAUUAACCAAAGCUGUAGCAGGAAGUUGUGUUUUGUGAGGUUCUCCGACAGCUUUUUUCUGUUUUCUGCGUCAGUAACAGUCAGACCGAAAGUGUGCGGCCGUUUCCUUGAGUUUCGAUUCGGUUUCCAGUUCGGAUGUGACUCCCCGCUCUGCCUGUUUCAGUGCAGGUAUGAACGAGCACUUCGAUCGGGCGCCCGGGGCCGGUCGCGCCGCCCUGAAGGCCGAGGGGCCUCUGGAGGGAGGUGACGCCGCGCGAUUUUCGUUCAGCCAGCGGGAGCCGCUGCGACAGCCACGGACAUCGCCCUCGUUUCUGGAGAGCAGCUGCCCGGCCGGUCUUGGAGGUUGCAGGCCACCCCGCCCAGCCCAGAUUGGUGCCAGUGAGGAUACCCUGGCCAUGGGCUCGAUCCUGUCUGCCGAGGCAGAGGAGUUCUACCCACUCAGCUACUCCUUAGUGCAGGAACCCGAACAGGAGGACGACUUGGGCAGUUACUAUAGUGAGGACUGGCUCGCAGAGCUGGUACAGGAGUUUGUCGGGCAGCUGGAGGCCUCUCCGGGAACCUUCGACCUGGACAUGGAGAACUUCACAGCCACGCUGAAUGAGUGCAUCACCACGGAGGAGACCCUGCAGGAGCUGGUGAGGCUCAUAUACAUGCAGGCUAUGUCUAUCCCAAACUUUGCCUACACUGGGGCACGACUCUGCAACUACCUGUCUCAUCAUCUGCUCAUCAGUCCUUCAAGUGGGAAUUUCCGGCAGCUUCUCUUGGAAAGGUGCCACACGGAGUACAAGGCGCGAGAUGAGGCCAUGAAGGGAAGCGAGGAGGUGCAGAAGGCCUUCCACUCCUACGUGCUCUUCCUGGGCGAGCUCUACCUGAACCUGGAGAUCAGAGGAUCACAGAAACGCGCCAAGGUCCUGCUGCCGGCACUGAAAGACCUUCUGCACACACUGCUUAACAACCCCAUGGAUGGAAACCUCAUGUGCACUGUGAAGCUGCUUAAGCUCACUGGCUCUGUGCUGGAGGAUGACUGGAAGGAGAAUGGGGAGACCACCAUGGAAGACCUCAUCACAAAAAUAAGAAGCAUUCAGCUGGAUGUCAAAUGCGGCAGAGAUGUGAAGGAGAUGCUGUUGAGUCUGUUGGAGCUGAGGUCCAGUAACUGGGGCCGGGUCUACUCCGGGAGUGCCGCCGUAGAGGCCACGCCUGAUAACGACCCAAACUACUUCAUGAACGAGCCCACGUUCUACACGCCAGAUGGCACGCCCUUCACGGCUGCAGAUCCGGAAUAUUCUGAGCACUACCAAGACAUACUGGAUAGGGAAGCCUACUGCCCGGACAUCUGUGAGGAGAACGGCACCGAGGGGUACCCCGAGGAAGACGAUGAAAUGGAUCCCGAGAUGGUAGAAGCUUAUGAGAAGUUCUGCUUGGAGUCUGAGGAGGCAAUAAGGAGGAGGAGGCAGUGAGGAAGAGGAUGAGGCACCUAAGCUUGAGCCUAGACUGGCUGGGCCAUCUUUCCUGUGUGUGUUGAUCUGCCUGGAUGUGCUGAUGCGGUGUUUAACACAAAGAAUAAGGACAAUGAGGCUUCAAUUUUAGCUAAGUUCCUGAUAUUAAAAAAAUAUGUUUCUUAGUUUACGCACGCUGCGGCCCUGCCGCGCUCUCCGCCGGGGGGGUGGUUUCGCAGAGCGCUAUGCAUUGGGCGAUGACAUCGCGGGGCUCCUUGCCUGUGUCCUUUGUUGUAGAUCUGUUGUCGCAAACGUACAGACAGAUCAGCACAGCUGGCAAAGGGCCAGCUUGUACAAAAGAAAAAAUGAAUAAAAAAGACGAGAAAGAAGAACAAGAGAGCAGCCGGGCCGAAGGGAAGGCAGACGAGUGCCGCUCCCCUUCUGGGCCUGUACCCCCCCCACCCCCACCCCCGUGUUUCAUUGAAGGGUUUUUUUUUUUUUAAUUUCUUGACCCAAAGCACAGACUGGUGUGACCUGAUUGUAAACGUUGUCGACAAAGAUACAGGCUGGCUGAGGAAAGGCGAACACAGCCAGGACGUUCAGGAAGUAGCAGUACAGGAAGUACGUCUCGGAUACAUACGUAUAUACAUACAUGUGUAUAUAUAUGUGUAUAUAUACACGCACACUGGCACCUUAUGCAAUAAAAUUGUGGUGCAGAGCGGCCAUGAACACCCUCUAACGGCCCUGGGAUUCCCCCCCCCCCCCUUUGGCUGUGUUCCCAUUCUGGUGGGUGAAGGGCUUGUUUGACACCACUAAGAGCAUCCGCUGUGGUGUUCGGUCUGCGAGCCAGCGCAUCAUAAACUUCUUGGAGGGUCACACGUUAAGAGUUCUGCUCUUUGCUUUAACUUGCAUGUUGUUUCAAGUGUGAGAACAUUUUAUUUUUAAAACCAUAAAAUGCGUUGGAAUGGUUAAGCUGUUUUCUCCCCUUAUUCCGGCAGUUUUGUACUAUUUUUGUAGAAACAUAGACGUAAGAGAAUUAAUAAAGGUGAGAGCACAUACUGUC
Molecule: messenger RNA, 2514 nt
Organism: Paramormyrops kingsleyae
Lineage: Eukaryota; Metazoa; Chordata; Actinopteri; Osteoglossiformes; Mormyridae
Gene: paip1
Product: poly(A) binding protein interacting protein 1
Biological process (GO): regulation of translational initiation
Molecular function (GO): protein binding; RNA binding; translation activator activity
Source: RefSeq, a predicted model, not a curated record